GUUUCCGUCAGAUCUCACAGAGCAAAGUGGCGGUGCUGCUCCUGGCUGGAGGGCAAGGGACCCGCCUGGGCGUGGCCUAUCCCAAGGGGAUGUACAGCGUGGGGCUGCCCAGUGGUAAGACCCUGUAUCAGAUCCAGGCAGAAAGAAUCCGCAAACUGGAGCAGCUUGCCGGCAAGAAAUACGGCACGACAUGUACCAUCCCAUGGUACAUCAUGACAAGCGAGUUUACACUGGGGCCAACAGAGACGUUCUUCAUAGAACACGAUUACUUUGACCUGGAUAAGACCAAUGUGAUCAUGUUUGAGCAGAGGAUGCUGCCAGCUGUAACGUUUGAUGGGAAAGCCAUCUUGGAACAGAAGGGGAAAGUUGCCAUGGCACCAGAUGGCAAUGGCGGCUUAUAUCGUGCUCUAGUGGACAACAAGAUCUUGGAAGACAUGGAGCGGCGCGGUAUCCAGUAUAUCCAUGUGUACUGUGUGGACAAUAUCCUCGUCAAAAUGGCUGAUCCCGUCUUCAUCGGCUUCUGCGUGUCUAAAGGGGCAGACUGCGGUGCUAAGGUGGUGGAGAAGGCCUAUCCCACAGAGCCUGUCGGGAUAGUGUGCCGUGUGGACGGGGUCUAUCAGGUGGUGGAAUACAGCGAGAUCAGCCUAGAGACCGCCCAGAUGCGGAGUCCCGAUGGGCGGCUGGUGUACAGUGCCGGCAAUAUCUGCAAUCACUUCUUCACGCUCGGCUUCCUCGAGACAGUGGCACAGAAAUUUGAGCCCCAGCUGAAGCAGCAUGUAGCCAUAAAGAAGGUGCCCUACGUCGACGAGGAGGGAAAUCUGGUAAAGCCGCUAAAGCCAAACGGGAUAAAGCUGGAGAAGUUUGUGUUUGAUGUGUUCCAGUUCUCUAAGAAUUUUGUUGCAUUUGAAGUUUUGAGGGAAGAGGAGUUCUCCCCGUUAAAAAAUGCAGACACAGCCGACACAGACACUCCGACCGCAGCUCGGCGGUCCCUCCUUUCUCAGCAUUACCGCUGGGCUCUGAAGGCUGGAGCCAGAUUCCUGGAUGAAAAUGGCAGCAGGAUACCAGAGAAACUCAAUUUAUCGGGAACUGAAGAUCCUCCUGCUGUGUGUGAGAUUUCUCCAUUAGUGUCUUAUUUUGGAGAGGGUCUGGAGGCACACAUGAAGAGCAAAGACUUCUAUUCGCCCUUUAUACUUGAUGAAAGCAAAAUAGAAAUGCUAGAAGAUGCUUGAAUGAAGAAAAAAUAAAAAUCUGGCCAUCAGCUCUAUGCUGGGAACAGACACUGCUAAACCAUUGGCUUUGUUAUUAAUGAUAGAGAUAAUUGAUUGGGUAGCAAUUAAGCUGACAAAUAUAUAGAGACAUACUCUAAUUCUGUUUGCUAACUUUGAAGGCAGCAUCUUUACCUCAGCAUACGUGUAGGUUCAGGUAUGAAUGAAGUUAUAUUUGUGCUCUCAAUUACAAACAGAUUUUAUUUGUGCAUUUGAGCCUUUUCCUUUUAUUUUAGAAGAGCCAUUGGGACCAAAUCCAUCUGCUUUGCAGUUUAACGGGUCUAAUUCUCCUCUCACUACUUCUUAUUCCCACUGACAUUAUUGGGAGUUGUGUGUGAAUAUGAAGAUUAAUCUGACGCCCAAUUCUGUAAAGGCUGAUCACGCUCAAGUCCCAUUCCACCUUGCAGGAUUGGGCCCUUUCUCCUGAAUAUCUGGUGGUGGUAGUUGUUUUUUACGUAAUCCUGCAAAGAUCCCAAUUCUGCAAUCGUUACUGAUGAACGGUGCUCACUUAAGGAGCCCAAAUGCACAGAAUUGGGGCUUACUUCAUUGGGGCUCUUGGUGUGAAGAAGUGUUCCUUAACAAAAGGGUUGCAGAAUUGGGAAUAAAAGGCUUGCAUGUCCAGGAGUCACCUCACCAACAAAAUAUGAAGGAGAUAUGCAGGUUAGAGGGAUUCUACCUGGCACAGUGCUACAUUUUAAGGUGUGAUCUAGUCUUUAAAAAUCAGUAUAAAAAUGUUUUUACAACAUCCUUCCACUUCUUUUGUCCUGAGGUGAACUUUUUUCCAUUUUGCUUUAUAGCAUAUCUCUAAUGUUUGGACUUUAUCUAAGUGCCUUAAAACAAUAAUUGGAACAAAUCCAGGUGGUAGAGAAAACUGUUAAAUCCAAAGAGCAAGAACUAUUUACUCCCAGCAUAAACUAUGUAAGCAAUAAAACAGCAAUAAUAUGCCUUCACAACCGAGUGGAAGGGUACGUGUCCAGUACUCCUGCCUCCCUUGAAGUGUUGUAUUACUCUGUCAUAACUUCCUUCUUAAAGUUAUCUUUAAAUAACGUUUAGUGAAAAGUGCAAGAUUGAGAACCUGGGUUAACAGAGCAUGGGUAGCAAACUGCACCUCAAUCUUGACCUAGAAGAACCACCUGUAAGGAUGGGGUGGAAGUGCCUUCUCCUUGGACGCUGCAGUCUUUGACACUGUUGUGCUUUGUGAUGUGGAAUACUAAUCCACUGAAAUCUGCACUGAGAUCACCAAAGUCAUUUCAUAGUUAUAAAAAUAUACUGAGAGUCUAUUGACCAAAUACUGCAUUUGCAGAUGCAGUUCUACAGGUAUCUUCACGGUCAGAAACUUGUCACCCAAAGUCCUUUCUCCCCACCCCCAAUAACAGCCAUUUUAUAAAGCUAAAGAAAGCAAUUGGGGAAUAUAUUUAAUUUGGAUUCUGA
This is a messenger RNA of Terrapene triunguis (Three-toed box turtle), 2696 nucleotides long. RefSeq names its product UDP-N-acetylglucosamine pyrophosphorylase 1 like 1 (gene UAP1L1). The record is from RefSeq and is a predicted model, not a curated record. NCBI's taxonomy places the organism in Eukaryota, Metazoa, Chordata, Testudines, Emydidae. The transcript is spliced from 8 exons. The coding region runs from base 90 to 1229 and encodes 379 amino acids. Gene Ontology annotation, molecular function: UDP-N-acetylglucosamine diphosphorylase activity. Gene Ontology annotation, biological process: UDP-N-acetylglucosamine biosynthetic process.